Bufo gargarizans (Asiatic toad) is the source of this 543-nucleotide messenger RNA. RefSeq names its product ribonuclease HI-like. The record is from RefSeq and is a predicted model, not a curated record. Gene Ontology annotation, molecular function: nucleic acid binding; RNA-DNA hybrid ribonuclease activity. The transcript has a single exon. Bases 1 to 543 code for a protein of 180 amino acids. Lineage: Eukaryota; Metazoa; Chordata; Amphibia; Anura; Bufonidae.
AUGAAUGAAAACUCAGAUGAUCACAACUGUCUCAAGCUCAUGGAGCUUGAGACAGAAGCAGUUAGCCCUGUCAAAGGAGCUCCCCUUCUGGAAGCAAUAGAUCUUUUUGUAGAUGGUUCCAGGUAUUACACAUCAGAUGGUAAACCUCACACGGGCUACGCUGUAACAACAGUCGACAAAAUAGUAGAAAAAGGCUCACUCAGCAGCCACAUGUCGAGCCAAGAGGCCGAACUACAUGCAUUGGCCAGAGCCUGUGAGAAACAUGAAGGAUUAAGGAUCAAUGUAUACACGGAUUCAAGGUACACUUUUGGAAUAGCCCAUGAUUUCUGUCCAAUUUGGAAGGCCAGAGGAUUCCUCACUAGCUCGGGGAAACCUGUGAAGCACGCCGAACUAAUCAACAGAUUGUUCGUAGCGUUUACACUCCCAUUAGAAGUGGCUAUCUUAAAGGUCAAGGCUCACACCACAGAGACCACCAUGGAAGCUAGGGGCAAUGCAAUGGCAGAUCUGGCUGCUAAAGAAAGAGCCCUAGACCCCCUCCCCUGA